Molecule: messenger RNA, 982 nt
Organism: Brassicogethes aeneus
Lineage: Eukaryota; Metazoa; Arthropoda; Insecta; Coleoptera; Nitidulidae
Source: the annotation of a GenBank genome assembly
UUAAUAUAUCUGAUUAUAUUAGAACUUUUAACUUGUCCAAAAAAUAAGACAAUGAAGUAUUUAUUUAUAUUUUUCCUGGGCGUUAGUUUAGCAUUUGGUGUACAAGACAUUUCCGAUCGAAAAACUCUUGGAGCAAUAGAUAGAUCUCUUCCGACUCCAAGACAAUUAAAGAUAAUUGGAGGUGAUGAAGCCAAGCCCCAUUCAUUUCCAUUCAUGGUAGGACUUAUAAUAAACAGUAACAGUUUUUGUGGUGGCACAUUGAUUUCGGAAAACUAUGUCUUGACUGGAGCUCAUUGUGCCGUAGUAAUAAAAACAGUACAUGUGCUUCUUGGAGCGCACAACAUAUCAGCAGAAGAACCUACCCAAGUAACAAUUAAAGGAGAAAAAGUUACUGUGCACCCUAAAUUUGAUAUUGAAACUUUCCAAAACGAUAUCGCCUUGAUCAAGCUCUCUCAGCCAGUAAACCCAACUGAAUCCAUACAAAUUGUGAAUCUUCCUACAAGAUCUACAAAAGACAAUAAUUACUACGCAGCAUCAGUUUGCAGCCUGGGCUGGGGUUUGACUGAAGACAAAAGCCGAUCUUCCAUAGACGACAUUUCGCAAGUGCUUCGUUUCGUAAAUGUCACAAUUUUGGAUAUUUAUUCGUGUGGGGAAUAUUUUAAUACGGAAUCUAAGGAGUUUAUAAACGAAUCGAAUUUUUGCGUUUCUGGGCAUAAAAACAAAGGAACUUGUUCGGGAGAUUCAGGGGGACCUUUAAUGCAUGAAGAUGUUCAAAUAGGGAUUGUUUCUAUAGGUAGCACUUUCUGUGAAAUGUGCUAUCCCUCGGUUUUUACUAAUAUUGCUAAAUUUUUGGAUUGGAUACAAGAAAAUUCGGAUGUUAUCAUAUCUUAAAAAUUAUGUCAUUAUAUAUCAAUAUAAAAUAAAAUCAUUUCAUUAAUGUCAUUAUUGAUAGGGGUGUGAAUUUCCAUGCUUAACUUUAAUA